AUGAUCGCAGUGGGCCGGGAGAGAAACGGCAAGGGUUGGAGCCCGAGAUUUUAUGUGGAGUUUUCUCUAAGGGAGAAAUCUGAGGGUAUUCCCACGGCGCCUUUUAUGAACAGUUCCUUUGACGAUCGGGCCGAGUUUGCUGUCCUCCAACUCGGGUUUAUGAACUUCGUCGUAGCUCCCUUGUGGAACGCCAUGGCUGACAUGUGGCCUGCCUUGGAGCCUCGGAGGAAGCAACUUGCUGAAAACGUCGAGUACUUCAAGAAGCUGCGAGAAUCUGUCAAGACGGAAGAGGAUUGCCCUGCUGAAUGA
Molecule: messenger RNA, 309 nt
Organism: Perkinsus marinus ATCC 50983
Lineage: Eukaryota; Perkinsozoa; Perkinsida; Perkinsidae
Exons: 2
Coding region: 1-309 (102 amino acids)
Biological process (GO): signal transduction
Molecular function (GO): 3',5'-cyclic-nucleotide phosphodiesterase activity
Source: RefSeq, a predicted model, not a curated record